UGAAAACAGCUGUGUUUUUACAUUAAAAUUUCUCUUAGUUCCUGUAUUGGUGUGUGUCUGGGAGAAAGCUUAUCAUCAUUAUACCAGGCCUCUCGUGUUGACGAAAAAUGGUUGGGUGCGAGGUUUGCACUCCUCGGAUGGUGACUAUGACAUGUUUUUCGGAAUACCGUAUGGGAAAGUUAGAACAGAUAAUCCUUUCGGGGUAGCAGAUCCGUAUACAGUAUACGAUGGAAUUUUUGAAGCCACUGAUAAUGGUAAAAAUUGUCCUCAAUAUGACGAUUUAUCAAAUAGUUUAGGUGGUACAUUAGAUUGCCUCAACCUGAAUAUUUAUGUACCACGAGGGGGAGAAAAACUUCCAGUUAUGGUUUAUAUCUUUGGAGGCAGGUUCAUGUUCGGCUUUGCCGGGAAAUUCGUCAACAACACUCUCUAUGGACCGCAACAUCUAGUGCGGUACGGUGUGAUCUAUGUAGUCUUUAAUUAUAGACUUGGCCCAUAUGGCUUUUUGUGCCCUGGGACGAGAGAAGUGCCCGGAAAUACCGGGUUAAAGGAUCAGACACUUGCGAUUCGUUGGAUAAAAGAUAACAUAGAAUAUUUUGGCGGUGACGUAAAUAAGAUCACGCUUUUUGGACACAGUAGUGGAGCCAUAUCGGUGGACCACCAAGUUCACUCUCAGCCAUACGAACUAUUCCAACGAGUCAUAUUACAGAGCGGAACAUCAUUAUACCCAUAUAGUGUCUUACCUGUCAAUAAUACUCUACCCUCAAUUAUCGCUCGAAAGUUAGGAUAUGUAACCGAUGACGUAGAUGAAGCCCUCAAAUUUCUAGCAAAGAAGAAUCCCAUAGAUGUGGUUAAGGCAUCAGUCAGUAUUCAAUAUCAAUAUACUCCAUGUCUCGAGCCCAAGUUUGAAGGAGUGGAAAACAUAAUUACGGAUUAUUCGCUGAAUACAGUGCCUAAAGUUAAGAACAGACGAUUUUUAAUUGGACACACAAAAGAUGAAUAUAACUUCGUUUAUGCCAAAUAUCCUGAUACCUACUUCGAUGCAUACGACAUGUUUGAGGAGUUUUUGUCUAAAGCGUUUCAUUUAAAUGAAACGGAAAUGGAGAUUAGUGUAGCUGAAGUAAAGAGAUUCUACAAAGUUGAUAAAGUAAGCUCGCAACUCAGAGAAAAUAUUGUGAAUUUCACUUCGGACAUUGUUUUUAGUUACCCACUACUUAGACAAAUGGAGAGAUUUUUGAACUACGGUUCUGAUGAGAUCUACUACUAUGUUUUUACAUAUUAUGGAGGAAGAAACUUGCACCAAAUUAUUAAUAAUCUAAACACUGGAGGCGCCAUGCACGCAGACGAGGUCGGGUACAUCUACCAGUCCACUGUGCUCGGAGAUACCUCCUCAGACGACCAGCUUAUGAUUGACCGAAUUACUACACUAUGGACCAACUUCGCUAAGUAUGGUGAUCCCACGCCUUCUGCAACUGGCCUUCUUCCUGAGAAAUGGUAUCCAAUAUCGAGGGACAGUAGACGAUAUCUUCAAAUAGAUCGACAGACCAAAAUGGAGACUGAGCUAGUUUCAAGAAUUAGUUUUUGGAAACGUUUCUAUGAGAAAUAUUCAACGCGAAUUAGGUAUUAAUUGGGAAAAAUUACUCAAAUAUAACAAUAUCAUUUGUGACAAUUAAAUUCUGAAAGAAAGUUAGGUUUUGAAGAACUAAAAAGAUAAUUGAAUUAUAUGAAAUAACACAAUAUGUAAUAUGGUUUAAAGUAAACGUGUACUAGGCUCGUCCCCUACGUGGCAGAUAAUUGUAAAUUAUUCAAAUUGCAAGUCUGCGCUGCAUUCCUACGAGUGAGUCAAGAGCCGUGAAAUGAACGACAGCCCUCUACCGUGUGAUAAUCAUUUUAUUUAUCCUUGGGGAAGAUUACUGUACCCCAUACAAUCGAAAAUUUAGAUAUUUAAAUCUCAAAGUCAGCAAUCGGCAAACCUAAGGAUUUGCAUAAACAAAGAAGUUCCAGUAAAACAAAUUGGGAAUAGUUCUACUCUGGUUUCAGUUAAAGACGAACGUUUAGCCUUGUUAAUGAAGUAUUUUAAAUAAAUGUGCAGAAUAAUAAUAAAAAAAAAUCAAAUACAAUAAUAAGGAAUUAUUGAAAAGGUUUACACAGAUAGAUCGCAUACAGAGCAAAAGGUUGCAGCAUAAUUUAUGCUGUAAUUAAAUAACAUAGCUAUGUCAGCGAGGCCUCUAUGUGGUGAGGUGCCAGAGGCUCCCUCGCGCCUGUCAUAAAUAUCGAUAAACGUUUGGAAUGCGGCUUCGAUUCCCGGUAACGUGAUAAAAUAUUCAUUAGUCGCGUGACGUCCUGCCCUCAGUUCAAUUUCAUGUCUCAAUUUGACGGGCAGACGGACGGGAUGAACGUAUCUAUACGUAUACGUAUUUUCAAUGUGCAUUUACGUCUGAAAUGUGUCUGGACUGAAAUUGUUUUACAUUAUCUUCUUAUCUUGUAUUGAGACAUUAGUUUGUUCAAGGGAAAUUGAAACUUAACUUUAUUCGUUUAUAUAAAAUAUUAUUCUAGAUGCACUACUAAUUCAUUACACGAUAAAUAAAGAUAAACAUUAUUCUCGCUGAUAAA
This is a messenger RNA of Pieris rapae (cabbage white), 2610 nucleotides long. RefSeq names its product bile salt-activated lipase-like. Bases 152 to 1624 code for a protein of 490 amino acids. Lineage: Eukaryota; Metazoa; Arthropoda; Insecta; Lepidoptera; Pieridae. The record is from RefSeq and is a predicted model, not a curated record. The transcript is spliced from 4 exons.